UUUGCGCGUGCGUGUGUGUGUGUUCGAGCGUUAUUUCGUCUUUACAGUUGUCGCCCGCGCGGGUCGCAGGAGUAGUGGCGUCUGUCAAAGGGCGGUAAUCCCGUUGCUGAUCAAUUCAAAGUUAAUAUCCCAUUCUAGUGCUAGCAACUCUUACCGUUCAGGCUUUGCGAUUAAAUAAGAAAUCAAUCUAAACACGUGAUAACAUAUCAGAUUGGAACCCAUUUCCUUUUGGAGUACGUUGUCAAAGUUCUAACCGGAGAUCUCAUCAUGUCAGCCCAAAAGGAAAAGGCGCCAAGCAAACUGUCCCAAAACUUCUUGCGUCAGUUCAGGGACAAGAAGACCAGGAAGUUCAAAGAGAUCAGUGCCGCAAAUUUUAUGGACGUCUGGAACCAUUACGACACUGAUGGCAAUGGUUACAUCGAGGGCUCUGAACUUGACCAGUUCCUGUAUGAGCUAGUGACCAGUGUCAAUACCCAGGAUGUCGGGCCAGAGGUGGUAUCGCAAGCUGCUCUGAAGGAAGCCAAGGCAUCGAUACUAAGUGCCUUUGACGAAAACAAAGAUGGGAAGAUCGAUAUCGCUGAACUGGCCCAGUUGCUUCCCAUGGAGGAGAACUUUCUCCUGUUGUUCCGCAGAGAGCAUCCUUUGGAAUCAAGCGUGGAAUUUAUGAAGACUUGGCGGAAGUACGACGAGGAUCACAGCGGAUACAUAGAAGCAGACGAACUCAAGCACUUCCUGAAAGACCUCCUGAAGUCAUUUGAGAAAAUCGUCACAGAGGAACAGCUCAUCACGUACGCUGACACGAUGCUCCAGCUUUUUGACAGAAACAAAGAUGGGAAACUUCAGCUAAGUGAGAUGGCUAAAUUGCUUCCAGUGAAAGAAAAUUUUCUACUCCGACCAAUUUUCAAGAUGCUCUUUGGGGACACUAAAUGGAAUCUUGGACCGAACGAAACUUAUAUUAUACGUAAACAUAUUAAGGGAGACAAACUAGCCAGAGGCGCCAAACAAUUGACUCCAGACGAUAUUAGCCGUGUCUUUAACCUAUAUGACAGGGACGGCAACAAGAGCAUUGAGGACGAAGAGUUACACGGCUUCCUCAAGGAUCUGAUGGAGCUGGUCCAGGAGGACUACGACGCUGACGACAUUGAAGAGUUCAAGGACAUCCUCCUCCGGGAGUGUGACCUCAACCACGACGGCCGCAUCGACAAGGACGAACUCUCCAUGGUCCUCAUCUCCUUCGCCAAAGCCUCACAGGGACCAGGAGAUGAGCCCGACGUCCCCGAAGACGCCUCCGAAGGCCAAGGGACUUCUGCGGCCUCUAAAGAAUGAAGCAUUUCAUCUCGCGAACAAAAAAAACAUCUUUUUAUCAAACAUGUCAAAAUAUUUUUGCUUGUAUUUUAAUUUUUUAUUUUUGGUCAAACCCCCACAUUUUUGUCUUAAGUCUAUCACGUAUGAAUUGUUUUGGUGUCCGAUAUAUGCCAUCUAGAAUAAGACUAAACGUUGUAUUGACCGAAGGCAUAAUAGACUAGAUCUAAAGCUGUGAUGGUAAAUCUUUAUUUCUGCCUGGCAUAACCUGUGAUGUUUUAAACCAUGUUCACAUCAUAAUAGCUUACUUUUGUAGAUGCUGGUCAUAAAAGAUGCUGAGAGAUAAAUAUAUUUUUUUUUACAUUUAAUAACUCUAAAAAUUACUGAUAAUUUUUUUUUUAUUUCAUAGCAAACAUUGUCAAGUUACAUAACUCAUUCGUAACUAAUUUAGUUGUAAAUUUCAUUGUUAUCUCCCGUAAAUUUUUUAUACUGUUUUGGUCUGGACUUUCAACAGCUGUCAAGAAAAGAUAAUCCUUUUUUUUUUUGGCUUCGCUAAUUAUUAUUGUCGUUUAUCUCUCUUAUUGUUAACUAGGUCACAUUAUCUUGCUCUUAAACUGACGUAAAUACUUUUCAAUGUUCAAUGUUCAUGGUUGCGAGUGUAGAUUGAUAUCAUUUUAUAUUGUGAUUAUCUACUUCUUAGAACAUAGAAAGUGCAAGAAACAAUUACAUGAAUUAGAUUUUUAAAUUACUUAAGAGUGAGUUGUAGACACGAUCUGAUAUAUCCAUGGCUGAGAGAGAGAGAGAGAGAGAGAGAAAGAGAGAGAGAGAGGAACAUCUUAAUUAUUAUUAUAUAUUUUAGAAUGAUUUUAUUUUAUAUUUCAUAUAGAAACAUUUUAGCAACUUGAUUUAUUAAAAUAGCAUUUAAAAACAAGAUUAUAUUUUUUUGGUUUUCAAAAAGAGGUUUUAUUUGGGACAAACAAGUCAAUACAAUUAUAUGUCUGUUCACACCAAUUUUCGCUCAAACUACGACCUGUGGGCCACAUAUAGCAAUGUUCUAUCCAACCCCUUGAUACUUGUGCCCAGGGUGCGUAAUAGUGCUGUAGAUAUUUGGUUCCACUGGAUUCUUGGAUUGUUCUCGAGGACGAGUCCGGUAACACAUAAAAUGUAUUUGACGUCCAUACCAAAAAGGUUGGUGCACUACUCCUACACGCUUCGGGCUUAAGACCUACCUUUAGUUAUUCAUUGUUACGUUCAUAGAACUUUUAUAAAGGCAAGAAGGUAUAGGCCCUUACUCGUGGUUGUGUGUUGGACUAGAGUGUGCGUGUCUUGUACUGUGUGUCUCUUACAGGACGUGUAUCUUGUACUGCUUGUAUUGACUCUCAGUUAGAAAGCGUGUGUCUUGUAUUGUGUGUCUGCGAGAUUGCGUAUGUGUCUUGUACUGUGUGUGUCUGUAGAGUACAUGUGUGUACUGUUUUACUUUGUGUGUCUGCUAGAGUGCGUGAGUGUCUUGUACUGUGUGUGUCUGCUAGAGUGCAUGUUUGUCUUGUACUGUGUGUGUCUGCUAGAGUGCAUGUUUGUCUUGUACUUUGUGUGUCUGCUAGAGUGCGUGUGUCGUGUCCUGUAUCACAUUUUUUUCCCCUUUGCCUGCACCUUUAAUUCAAAUACUCAAAGUAAAUAUUUUUUGUCUGGAUUUAGAAUUUUACUUCUUGGUGUCUAUCCAUACCUAUCCAUAACUAUCCAUACCUAUCCAUACCUAUCCAUAACUAUCCAUACCUAUCCAUACCUAUCCAUAUCUAUCCAUAACUAUCCAUAGCUAUCCAUACCUAUCCAUGUCCCAAUACUUUUAAUCAUUGACCCCGUUAUCUUAAUCUUGAUAUUACAUAACUCGCUAAUAAUAAUAAUUCAUUUUCAUUACUAUUUUUAUUAGUAUGACUUGAACGUAAAUUUGUGUGCAUAAUUAUAGGCCUACAUUUCAGUUUGCUAGUAAGCAUAAUAAUUCAUAGGCCUGAAAGAUCUUAUAUCGCUAUUAUUUUCAGCUUGACGCAACAUUAUAUAGAUACUAUAACAACGGCUUUGUUUGGUUGGUUAUAGAAAAAUAUGUAGGUCGCAGAUAGUUCUAAAAGACAUAUGAGAUAGUACAUUCCCUUUUUAAUCUUCAAACUUCAUAACACGCUCUUCUAUUCUGUACUGUUUGUCCACAUUGUAACAUUCUAUCGAGAGACUUAAAGUAAGGGGAGUUGUACAUUAUAUAUCCAGUAGCAGCAUGUUUGAAUAAAAUGUUUUUCAGCCCGAAAGAAAAUAAUUUAAAACUAUUAUAUAUAUAUAUAUAUUAUAUAUGAAUAUUGAUACAUCAGUAACAAUUAUAAGCACAUAUAAAAUGCAUUGCGAUAAUUUAUUUCUCUUUAUAAAAAAACGUGUCAAAGUUAUUUACAAUGCGUUGCGUUGAAAUUAUAUUUUAAAAAAUCUUUUCAAUUUAACAUUAAACAAAAAUCUGGCUUAGAUGCCAACUGUAAGUUUAUAAACUCGUAUGAAAAAAAUAAACCCAACGAUAUACAGUAGCUGUAUCUUAAACUCAUCACUACAGUCGCAUAACCCCCUCUAUCUUUAGUCAAAUUUACUUUCUAAACUCUAAUUUCAUUGUAUAUAUUCAAAGCUUUCAUUUUCCAGAAUUCAUUUUUCAAAGCUUCCAUUCAAGCAUUGCUUUUUAUACGGCUGCCAACUUCUACAUUUUUUUUUUGUUUGGUUCGUCAAGUUACGUAAAUACGUUUAUUUGGAUUUGGCUUGUUUUGACUGAACUCUAACCUCGCACAGGGUUAUAGGUCAAACAAGUUUCUUGCACGCAUACAUGUCACAUUUCGUUCCGACAUUUGUUUUUUUCUUUUAUAGUCAUUUUUGUCCUUAAAACAUGUGCACUUAACUCUUCAGUCUAUCCCAUCAAUUCGUAAACCUUUUUAAUUGUUAUCUACCUUUUUUAAAAAAUUAAUUUAUUGUAGCUUUAAAAAUACAAACAUAUUAAACAUUUAAUCAAAAGUU
Molecule: messenger RNA, 4335 nt
Organism: Biomphalaria glabrata
Lineage: Eukaryota; Metazoa; Mollusca; Gastropoda; Planorbidae
Product: calbindin-32-like
Exons: 13
Coding region: 268-1326 (352 amino acids)
Biological process (GO): regulation of presynaptic cytosolic calcium ion concentration; regulation of long-term synaptic potentiation
Cellular component (GO): terminal bouton; synapse; cytosol
Molecular function (GO): calcium ion binding
Source: RefSeq, a predicted model, not a curated record